UACAGUGAGAAAAGAGGAAUUAGUACCCAGCACCUGAAGGUAAGGCCUAAGUACAACAGCGUGGACCUGACCCAAGUUGAACUGACCACCAACACAAAUGCGGGCUCCAAUAAGGAGAAUCCGCUUCGGAGGUAUCUGUUUGCGAGCAAAUCUGGAGGUGAUAAUGUCUCGGUAAUCACAUAUACUGAAGGAAUGAAGCGAGCCAGAGAAAGACAAAACAUUUACCAGUUUAAAGAAGUUGCUGAUACCUUUAAACUGGUUUUUGUGGUGCCCAGUGGAUAUGGUUCACGCUACAUAACAGUUGAUCCAAGUUCUGUACUGUCACUGCAAGAAU
Candidula unifasciata is the source of this 334-nucleotide messenger RNA. Lineage: Eukaryota; Metazoa; Mollusca; Gastropoda; Stylommatophora; Geomitridae. The record is from the annotation of a GenBank genome assembly.